AUGUCAGGAUACUACAACUUCAAUGCACACUCGACGCACCCCACACCCGCAAUCCACCACAGCCACGGCGGUCGCAACCGUAGAGCUCCCCGUCUGUCUGUGUCGCAAAACUCGCAGCGCCAAUUCCGAGGCGUCCGCAGCAUGAAGGAGCUCAACGAAUCCGCGUCCAUGUCUGCAUUCCGUACAAAAUUCGAGGCGGCCAGCUCUUUCGAGCUCGAAGACGACCUCGAGUUUUGCCCCGGUCUACUGACUGAGAAUGACUUGGUCUCCAUCUCCAGUGCAUCUGAGCGAUCCUCGCUCGCAAGCAAUUCGCCGCAGUCGUCGCCGACUCAGCAACCCCAAGCCGUCGCUCCAGGAUUCUCUCUUAACACCUCCUCUCCCCCCUUUGUGCCCCCGAGCACCGCAUUCCACAACCACCAGCCCAACAUGAAGCUGCACCAGCCCGCCGCGACACGUGGCCGCAACGCGAUCCCAAUCAUCAACCCAGCCACUGGCAUCUCCAUGUCCAGCCCACCUUCGUCUGUGUCGCCCGCCAAGAUGCAGCAGUCUGCCAGGGCCCGGUGGUAG
Messenger RNA from Emericellopsis cladophorae, 567 nucleotides. RefSeq lists its product as uncharacterized. The coding region runs from base 1 to 567 and encodes 188 amino acids. The transcript is spliced from 2 exons. Lineage: Eukaryota; Fungi; Ascomycota; Sordariomycetes; Hypocreales; Bionectriaceae. The record is from RefSeq and is a predicted model, not a curated record.